GACAGCGCCCAUCAGGUCCGCGUCAAGGCUUACUAUAAGGGGGACAUUAUGAUAACCUAUUUUGAACCUUCUAUCUCCUUUGAGGGACUGUGUAAUGAAGUUCGAGACAUGUGCGCCUUUGAUAAUGAACAGUUAUUCACUAUGAAAUGGAUUGACGAAGAAGGGGAUCCAUGUACUGUUUCUUCCCAGCUGGAACUGGAAGAGGCUUUUCGUCUAUACGAAUUAAAUAAGGAUUCUGAACUUCUAAUACAUGUGUUUCCUUGUGUACCAGAAAGGCCUGGAAUGCCCUGUCCAGGGGAAGAUAAAUCUAUUUAUCGUAGGGGUGCACGGAGAUGGCGAAAGCUCUAUUGUGCAAACGGUCAUACUUUUCAAGCCAAGCGUUUUAACAGAAGAGCUCAUUGUGCCAUCUGUACUGACCGAAUAUGGGGACUAGGACGCCAGGGAUAUAAAUGCAUCAAUUGUAAACUUUUAGUUCAUAAAAAAUGUCAUAAACUUGUCAGCAUAGAAUGUGGCCGACAUGCUCUACCACCGGAGCCUAUGGAUCAUUCCUCAGUGCAUUCUGAUAACAUAGAACCAGUGAUUCCAUAUCACCCUUCAAGUCAUGAAAGUUUGGAUCAUGUUGGUGAAGAAAAGGAGGCAAAGAGUAGAGAAAGUGGCAAAGUAUCUUCCAGUCUAGGUCUCCAAGAUUUUGAUCUACUUCGUGUUAUAGGGAGAGGAAGUUAUGCAAAAGUACUUCUAGUUCGAUUAAAGAAGACAGAGCGCAUUUAUGCAAUGAAAGUUGUGAAAAAAGAAUUAGUUAAUGAUGAUGAGGAUAUUGACUGGGUUCAAACAGAAAAGCAUGUCUUUGAGCAAGCAUCAAAUCAUCCUUUCCUUGUUGGUCUUCACUCAUGUUUCCAGACAGAAAGCAGGCUAUUUUUUGUUAUCGAAUAUGUGAACGGAGGGGAUCUCAUGUUUCACAUGCAGCGGCAAAGGAAAUUGCCAGAAGAGCAUGCCAGGUUUUACUCGGCAGAAAUCAGUUUAGCUUUAAACUAUCUUCAUGAACGAGGAAUAAUUUAUAGAGACUUGAAACUGGACAAUGUAUUGCUGGAUUCUGAGGGACAUAUCAAGUUGACUGACUACGGCAUGUGCAAGGAAGGAUUAAGACCUGGAGACACCACCAGCACUUUCUGUGGCACUCCUAAUUACAUUGCUCCUGAAAUUUUACGUGGAGAAGAUUAUGGAUUUAGUGUGGACUGGUGGGCUUUAGGUGUCCUGAUGUUUGAAAUGAUGGCGGGAAGAUCUCCGUUUGAUAUUGUUGGAAGUUCUGAUAAUCCUGAUCAAAAUACAGAAGAUUAUCUCUUCCAAGUUAUCCUGGAGAAGCAAAUCCGUAUCCCACGGUCCCUUUCUGUGAAGGCAGCAAGCGUUCUAAAAAGCUUUUUAAACAAGGAUCCAAAAGAACGUUUAGGAUGCCAUCCUCAAACAGGGUUUGCAGACAUUCAGGGACACCCAUUUUUUCGAAAUGUUGAUUGGGAUCUGAUGGAACAAAAACAGGUAGUUCCUCCAUUUAAACCAAAUAUUUCUGGAGAAUUUGGUCUGGACAACUUUGAUUCCCAGUUUACCAAUGAACCUGUUCAACUCACCCCUGAUGAUGAUGAUAUUGUAAAGAAGAUUGAUCAGUCUGAGUUUGAAGGUUUUGAAUAUAUCAAUCCUCUUCUGAUGUCGGCUGAGGAAUGUGUCUGAUUUCCUACUUCUAACCUGUGCCAUCCUUUUUAUUGAUGUUUUUCCUGCAUGGGUGAACAAUGUUUCUGUUGGGAAGCAAUUGAUAAAAUGCAUUUGCCAUCUGGUAUGAACUUUACCAUAACAUCAUUAACUUGCUGUAAGCUGAAUACUUUUUAUUGAUAUAAAAAGAAAUGAAAUAAUAAUAAUAAUAAAAAUUAUACCAAAAUUGGAGUCUAAAACAAGGUUCUGGCCAGAAGUUGUCUAAUAUGAAAUAAAAGAUAUCGCUGGAUGUUCUGCUUCACAUGUAAUGUUACUUUGUGUUUUAUAGAUUUACUGUUGCAUUAAGUGAUGUUCAGUACAUUGUGUAUAAAGUGUGAUUUUCUGACAACUAGGUUUAGAGAUAGUUCAUAAGACUGCUUAUUUUUUCUUGUCCCUCCAUCUUUCAGCUUUACUUACAGCAUUGUCCAAAUUAAACUACUUAUGCUACCAAAUUAAUUUUGAAAACCCUGAUUAAAAAUGAAUUGCAGAGUAAGAAGUAUCCCCACAUUGAUUAUAGUAAAUGUUACGUCCACACAAGAUAGCAGCUUGCAUGUAGUAUAAAAAUCAGCUCCUGUUCUGUCAAUGUCCUGAAUUUAUUGUGAGUUAGCUUUGUAAUUGAGACCCACUGAAUUUGGUGGGAUUUGCUUCUGAUUAAACUUCCCUAGAAUUACACUGUUAUGGCACUUGGGACUUUGGAACAUCAUAUGUAUACUUAUUAUCCCUUAAGAAUUAUGACUGAAGCCUUCUUAUUUCUGUAGGCUAAAUGAAAGUGGUACAGCAGUAACAAUGAUAGAACCAAGGAUAAUAGAUGCACUGACAUAGAUGGUUCUAUUGUAAAAGAGAAUUUUCUUAUUAAGCACAUGUACUUCAUUUUAAUUUUCAGUGAAAUCCUUUUGAUACACUUAUGUUAUAUAAAUGAGUGUCUUCCUCAUCUUUUUGGUUCAGAAGAUAUAGUGGUUAAUUUAAACAAAAAAAUGUCAGUAGUUGGGUCUUUUUGAGGAAGCAAAUAGUAUUUGUAGAAAUAGGCAGCUAAUGUUCCCAAAUUAGACCUCGUGCCACUAUUUUCAUCAUCUUAACGAGGACCAUAAAUUACACAAUAUAUUUGAAAAGCUAGUAUACUCCAGCUAAUUUCAAGUUUAAUGCAAAACACUACAAUAGUUCAAAACCAAAUAUAUCAUAUUUAGCUUUCUGUAAUACAAAUUAGGAGGGGUGCACAUGGAGCGAUGAGAGAGAAAGGUGACACCCACGUAACCGGUCACAUCAGCCAAAUCAGUCCUGGUGAUCAGUGGGUGACACAUGUCCCAGCCAGAUCAUCCUCGCAAAUGCAAAUUACUCUUUGGUACUGUGGCAUUUAUUGAAUAUUAGUGCAUUAAGGGAACAUUUGCUUAUUUGAAUAGUAUGAAUUAUUUUGUAUUAUUCAAAUAAAAAAAAUUCAUUCUUGUACUUUCAUUAUGAUGUUAACAAGCUCUGUCAUAUUCAGGGUUCAUCUAAACAUCAUUCUUUUAGGCCUGAUAAGUUUUCAAUCUGGUAAGUUAUCUUUGAUCAUCUUUUGGGGUGAGCAGAAAUUAUUUCCAUGGCUCCUUCCCUCUUCCUUUUCAGAUUUCUUCAUUACAGCAAAUAAAAUUAGGCUACUCACAGUGGGCUCGGUACAAAAUGGUUUUCUACCAGAAGUACCUUGUCUGACUCGCACAAUUCUAGAAUAAAAUUCUAAUAUUCAAGAAUGUUCAGCUUCUAAGCACAAAAUCAAUGCAUCUACAGACAGAGUUGUUUCUAUUCCCAUCCUGUAAAUGUGUGUGUGUGUGUACGUGUGUAGUAUAUGUUUCAUGUUGUGAUAUUAAAAACAAAUGUAUUUUUGAGGGGGUUUUUUCAUAUUUGUUUCAGACAAAUGCCAUGAUAUUAAAAGUGUUAAUUUUAAAAUCUUUUUAUUAAAAUGUAGAAGCUAUUUUAAAAUAAUUGAAUAGGAAUUCAGAUAUGACAGCUAAUGCAGCAUGAUGGGAAGUAGAAUUUGUUGUUUUUUUGUAUAAAAACUGUAUUGGUGGAUGUUUUCACUCAACUAGUUCUGUUGUGCGUUUCCUUCUUCUGUUGCCUUUGAUAUUUGUGUAACCAUCUCCUGAAAUUUCUACAUACUUUUUCAACUGUCAUUUUUAAGUUUCAAAAUAAAAAAGCAGGGCUUUUGUUUA
Messenger RNA from Python bivittatus (Burmese python), 3917 nucleotides. RefSeq names its product protein kinase C iota (gene PRKCI). NCBI's taxonomy places the organism in Eukaryota, Metazoa, Chordata, Lepidosauria, Squamata, Pythonidae. Gene Ontology annotation, molecular function: diacylglycerol-dependent serine/threonine kinase activity; protein binding; ATP binding. The record is from RefSeq and is a predicted model, not a curated record. Gene Ontology annotation, biological process: protein phosphorylation.